AUGGUACUUCAUUUGGAGAAGUUUAAUUUGAUUCUGGGGAUGGACUGGUUUAAUGAACAUCAAGUCAACCUAGAUUGUGAGUACAAGAGGGCUACUCUAAAGACUUCUGAUGGUCAGACUGUGAGUGAGCGUCGAAGUUACCUCUCCAAUAUAGUUUCAGCCUUAGUUGCAGACCGGAUAAUUCACAAGGGUUAUGACAACUUCAUUUCUUGUAUCUUGAAUACUAGAGUCUCAUUAUCCAAGAUUGAGGAAAUCCAUAUAGUGAGCAAGUUUCCUGAGGUAUUUUAUGAGGAGUUGCCAAGGUUACCUCCAUAUAGGGAUGUAGAGUUUGAGAUUGAGACUUUUUCGGGUUCUGCCCAUGUUUCUAUGGCACCAUAUCAUAUGGCUCUGAAGGAACAUUAG
Messenger RNA from Hibiscus syriacus, 402 nucleotides. RefSeq lists its product as uncharacterized. The record is from RefSeq and is a predicted model, not a curated record. The transcript has a single exon. Bases 1 to 402 code for a protein of 133 amino acids. Lineage: Eukaryota; Viridiplantae; Streptophyta; Magnoliopsida; Malvales; Malvaceae.